UUUAUUGAUGUGUUCAGUGUUGUUUUGUUAAAUGCAAAAAUAAUAUUAAGAUUAAAUAAAGAGCACAGGUUAUUGACACUAUUCCAUUCAUUACAUAUGCCGCGAGUGGUUUUAACAAAAUUGUGUCACUUAAAUAAACCAUCAUAGCUUCUCCUGGCAAGCAAACCGAUUGAUGUUCUAAGUGUCACAAUUUCGUUAUCGUUUGUUGCAGUGAAAAGUUUCACUUGUAAAUCGCAGCUAGGUAUUGACCUAAGUGUUAAUUGGGCAACCUUCAAAUGUUUUCUUGAGCUUUCGUGUAAACACCUAACAUAACUAAAGCAGUGCUAUAAAGCGCGUUAGUGCAUUUUGCUCGAUCGUUAUUGUUGUCUUAACAGAUGAAUUGUGAAAAUGGAUAGACUAAAUCAGUUACGGGGAGAUGCCGGGGACUCGACGCUGGACACGUCGUCCCCGCCAAGUGAAGCCUUCAUGUCUGCGAAUGAAAGUUCCUCUAAAUACUUUUCGCUCUCCGAAGUCGACUCUACGUUCAGCAUAUCACCUUCCAAGGACACCUCGUCGACCACCGCCGAGUCGGAACGCACUAUUGCCGCGGAAACUGAUAUCAUUCCCAACUUAUCUCCAAUCCCUAAGACUGAUAUAGAAACUUUUAAAAUUGGUAAGCACAUAGAAGCUGCUAAUAUUCUCUCUGGCGGAGUCAACAUAUUUGAUGACAAUGACAAUUCUUACGAUGGUGAUGAGCUUGUCAUUGAUGACAAUGUGGUUCUGGAGGAUGAUAAGGAGGAGUUAAAGUUGAGCGAGGGUGCAGCAGUGCCACUGGAGAAGGAUACUACAGAGGACACACUGGUGGAACCAAUGGAUGAGGAAGAGGCUAUCCCAAGCAAGGACACCGAAGUGGUGCUACAAAUUGAUGGCAAGAAUGUAGACGCAAUAGAUAUUGGUAAUCGGUUAUACCUAUACAGAAAGGCAGGAGAGAAGGAGCUCUCGGCCGUCCAGAUUGUUGAUGAUGACCAGCAGCAGCCAAGCUUCAAGUUUCUGAAAGUGCGAGAGAACAGUGAGGGCAACUUGGAGGUAUAUGAAGAAAUUCAAAUUGAAAUUCCAAAAGAAGUGCCUACUAGAGGUGGAAUUUCUGCUGAGAAAACUCUACAUGUGCCUGUCAGUGAUAUAAACAAAGUGUUUGAUGAGCCUUCACAAAAAAGUAACAAAGUUAUUGAUAAAGUAAACAAAACACCAAAUAUUGAAUCAAUUGCAAUGUGUGCUACUUCUGAAGCUAUUGAUAUACAGUCAGAAUCUAGGUCAGAAGUAAAUUUAAAUGGAAAAAUGAUGAAGUUUAAUGAAUCUCGUAAAUCUCCCUUGACAUUUACACCUAUGACAUAUCAUUCCACACCUAAUAAAGAAGGUAUACCACUGACUAAAACCAUGGUAGAUCAACAAUUGCAUCCCAGUAGGCAUUCAGAUAAUAUAAAGAAAACUAUUGAAGUACAUACCGACUCUAAUAAGCCAAAAAAUAUUGAAGAAGCUACUAUUACAACAUUAGAACUAAAUGAAACUACUAAGAAACAGAAACAGGAUACAGUUAUGGAAACAGAAGACGAAGGCAAUAAUCAAAUGACUAUCUUAGAACAUAGGAAAAGAGAAACAGAAACAGUAAGUAACGAAUUAAAAGUAGACGUUCUAUAUAAUAAUUCUGAUGAAGUUAUAUCAAAUAACGAAGGAAGUCCAAAAGCAGCUAAACGUUUAGAAGAGACUGAAGUUAUUUCAGAACCUAAAGUUGAAUGUAAAAGGGUACCAGAAGAAAAUAAACCUGGGGAAAUAAAAAAUACGAAUGAAGACACUAUAACAUCUCAAAGUCUAGUAGCAAAAAAAGCUAAUGAAUCGAAUAAAUCGACAGAAAUUCCGUUGAAACAAGAAAAUAUCCUAAUUAUGGAAGCACAACCAGUAAAGAAAAAUAUCGAUGUAAAUAAUUUUUCUGAAGAUUUAAUGCAAAAGAAAACAGACAAAAAUAAAGAAAGUAACCAUAUUCAACCCAAGCUUCCAGAAAAGGUUAUACCUUCAAGCCCACCUAUGUUUGUCGACGACAAAAAAGUGGCAUCGGAUAAUAAAGUAAUUAAAGAUGACAAAUGUGAUGAAAGUAAUCAUUCACAAUCUAAUGAAAUAGAGGAUACAAGACAAUUAAUAGCUCCUAAUAUUGGACAAACUUUUACGAAAGAAUUAAAGUUAACUUCUACAUCUGAUACAACACAUUCAAAUACAAAGAAUGCAGAAAAAAUAAGUGUACAGGAAACCAAAAAGGAUGUUGUAGCUAUGAAAAACACUAUAAGUGAUUUAACCACUAACCCAAAAACAAAUGCUGCAAAUAAAGUAAACAAAGACGAUAAGAUUAAGAUGGGCAACUCUGAUAUUAUGAGAUUAAAGACAGAUAAAGAUACAGCGAUAAAAUCGAAUAAACCACAUGGUAAUGUAUUUCAAAAAGAUAAUGUUGCUUUUAAAAAGGAAGAUCUUAGAGAAUCAAUACCAUCUACUAGAGCAGAGCCACAAAUAGACAAUACUAUAUUUUAUAAAGAUACAAAAAAUAACUCGAUCAAUAUAGGAAAGCAAAGAGUAUUCAGUGUAGCUUCUACACGAGAAGAUCCUAAAUCCCAGACAACGUUCAAAACGAACCUCGAUUUUUCCAAAGUUAACAGUAAAAAUACAAAUAUAACACAAACUAUAUUGUCUAAACCGAUUAACCCACUUGAAACUGCGGAAGUGAUCCCUCGAACAACGGUUGUAGCAAAAUCAAAUAAUAGUAACGAUGAAGUUCCUUUCGGUAAAUGGACUGAAGAAAACCGACAAGAGUUUUUGAACAAAAUUAAGGAAACUAAAGUACCAACCAACCAUUCAAAUACAAAUCAAAUUAAACAGACCAAUGAUUUAAAUAGGCGAGACGUGUUGAAAAAGUUUGAUAGUCAACGACAAUCGAAUGCUACUGCGCCUACAAAAAUUUCUGAGUUUAGCUCAAUGCCUAAGUUUAGUAGUAAAAUGGAAACGGCAGCUUUUGUAAAUAAAUCUGCAGUCCACCAAUUUAAUCCUGCUAAACCCGUGAUUUCUCCUUUAAAAACCAAAACUGCACAAGUGAAACCGACACCCACUGUUACUAAAAAAGAUCCUGAAGAGGAAGAAAAAGAAGUGCUGGAACAGAGAAUCAUAAUCAAUAGUCAAGAGUUGAUCGACAAUACUAUUGAAGGUAUUAUUACUAGAGCAUUGAAAAUCAAAACCACCACUCCAGUUCAUAUGAAAGAAAAAAUGACAAUUCACACAGUUGAAAACCCUAAAGAUGCAUUACCUUUGCCUGGUUCUCUAGAUGACAUUGAGAUGAAAAUGAAUGAGUUACAUGGAUUUUCUUUUAUGGAGCGAUCAGCCCAAGAACUCCAAGGUUCUAACCAUGACAGCAAAUCAUAUAAUAAGCUUGAAGAUGUCAAUAUUAAUAAAAAUAUCAAGAUACCUAAUCUUCUCCCAUUUAAAAUCAAGGAGGCCCCGAAAGAUGUAAAAGAAGCUAUGCGAGAUGACACCUCUGAUGAGGAAGUAUUAGAGCAUGAACCAAUUACAGGUGACAUUGAUGCCAGUAAACAGCAUUUAAUAUCGUUAUUAUCGUGCAAAGAAACAUUUUCUGAACCUAAAUCGGAUGCAAUAAUCACAGAAAAAGAUUUUGAUAAAUUUGCUAGAGGGAAUUCAAUAAGUUAUGAACAUUGCUUGACUGUAAAAUUUGAUGGUAAAGAGAAACACAACGUUGUUAAAACUGUGGUAGAAAAAGAAGUACCUGUAAAGAAAUUAACUCGUAAUGAAUUAUUGCUUGCCGAAUCUAAAGCAAAGUCUUUUAAUAAGCAAAAUUCUGCGGCUCGGCAUAAUAAUCAAACAAGCAAAAUACCAACAUUGAAAAUGACGGGCGAGGAAGAACCUUAUAAUAAAAAUUAUCAGUCUAGAGUGCAAAUAGCAUAUCAAUCCGCAUUAACUGCUAAACGCAAUUUGGAAUGUCCAAUCCCGAUGAUUGAAGACAAACCUGUUAAAGUGGUAUUUAUGGACACUAACACGGAGUUUACUCCAAUGCAGCUCAAUGUUCAAGGACAAGAAUUAUCACCAUCUAAGAACCGAAAAACUGAAUGUGAUACACACAGUACUUCAGAGUCCUUGGACUCAGACAUAGUAGAUUCUAUUCUAGACACUAAACCGCAAGAUGAAAGGUCUAAAAGCAAACAUCAGAGAAAACAAGUGCUUACACCUGUAGAACCAGAAAUGCAGCUAAUAGAACCAUGUGACCUGGGAAUUAAAGUAUCACCGAAAAAACGUAAAACCGAAGAAAAAAUAGACAAAAACAUAAAAAAUCUCGUGCCAAAGAAAUCCUACUUACUUAAUCGAAGUGUUGAUGAGCUUACUUCAAAAUCAGAUCAACCCAACACUGAACCUUUUCCGGGACAUAAUAUAAACACUGCAAUAGAUAACUUAGUAAAAGCCGCAGAACUAAUUGAAAAUCAAUCUGAGAGUAAUGGUACGAAUUUAAUAAAUUCGGCUACCGAACUUCCACAAAACACUCCGAUAAAAAGAGGUCGUGGUCGCCCCAGGAAAUAUCCUUUACCUGAAUCGGGAUUAGAUACAAAUAAAACUCCUAGCCCGCAAAAGAAACCGCGGUUAAUUGAUGCAAAACCCCCAAAAAGUUACAGUGAUUCAGAAGAAAGUAGCGAUGGAGAAAUCAUUAAAGAAAAUUGGACAAUGGGUAAAAUUGAUGAAAAUAUUGUGUGCCCAAUUUGCAGUAAGCUGUUUAGGUCAGAAGAUGUUUUAUUCAAACACGUUAAGCAUUGUACUGGCCCUUCACCAAACAGAUCUGAUUCAGAUAAAAGAAGACUGAGAGAUUCGCAGGAGUCUGACAGAAAAUUACGUGACAGCAGAUCCGAUGAUACAGAUAACAUGACAGAUACUGAGGAAAAAUCAGACAAUGAGGGAGAAACAAUAAAAAAUCGUUACAAUAGCCCGAAACAAAGGAAAGAGUCUGAGGAAGUUAUAAUCCUCGAAGAUACGCCGAUUAAACAAAAACCUACUGACGAAAAAGCGCAUCAUCCUGAAGCCAAAAAAUUUUUACGCAAAUCUAAACCUUUGCACAACACGAAUCUCGUUUGUGAAUUUUGUGGUAAAACCUUCAGGCAAUUGUCGUACUUGGUUAGCCACAAAUUGCAACAUAAACGAGAAGAUCAGAAGGAACUAAAGCAACUAGAAAGUGACACUGCAAAAAAUUCAGUUUUUAACUGUGAAAUUUGCAAAAAAGAAUUCAGAAAAUUACACCAUUUAGUGCAACAUCGACUCAUCCAUAACCCAAGCUCUACUGCUUCCAGGUCUCUAAGAAAAAAUUCUGCUGAAGUACAUGAAAGCAAAACUCCUAAAACGCAAAAUGAUGACACAAGUGCUGGUUUCAGAUGUGAACCAUGUGAUAAAUCAUUCAGAAAACUGCAUCAUCUCGUUGAACAUAGAGAGACUCAUGAUGGCAUAAACAAAAGAGGCCAAACAACCGCCUCGCAGAGCGUGACCGAAACUUCCAAAUCUAUGCCCACGCAUUCCUGCGAUGUUUGCAAAAAGGUAUUCAAAAAGUUACAAGAUCUAUUGGAACAUAAAGAGCAACAUUAUGAGACUAGUUCCGAAAAGUCUGAUGAUAAAAGUGUUAAAAGCUCGUUGUCAACAAAAGAUAUCAUACAUGAAUGUUCACUAUGUUACAUGGUAUUCCCAAAUGAACAUUCCUUGACCAAGCACACUGUGAUUUGUUUAAGGAAGAAAAAGCAAUCUGCCGCAAAGCAGGCUGCCAAGCAGGCCGAAGUCAAAGAAGGUGAAGAAACACCCGACGCGGAAAACGUUAAAAUUGAAGAUGAUACAACUCAAGUUGUGCAACUAAUUGAAGAUACUCCUAAUACAGAAGAGUCUGAUGUGAAAGAAACCUCAGCAUGUAACGUGAAAGUUGAUCAAGUGGAACAAAAUCUUGAAGAAGUAGAAGACCUUGAAGAUCUUGAAGAUGUUAAGGAACAUUCAGAAAAAACAAAGCAAGACUUAGUUUUAGAACCGCACAAUGAUGUUGUACCAAAAAAGAGACACAGUAAUGCGACCGACAAAACUAUGGCAGUUGAUAAUGAGACGCCUGCUAAAAUAAAGAAAGUAGAAGACAAAGACCAUGUCAUAAUCUUAGACACACCGACGCCCAAAAAGAAGUCAAUCAAGGACAAAGUAGCGUCAACGGUCACAAAAAGACACAAAACUGUCAACAGUCCAUUACUUGUCAUUGACAAUGUCAAACCCACGGAAUCUAGUGAUGACGACGAAAUAAGAUACAUGCUUAAUCCAAACUUUAAGGAAGAAGAAAGUAGUGAAAGUAAAUUUUUCAUGAAAAUUAGAGCCUUAAAACGCAGUUCGUUGCAGAUUGAGCGACCUAGCUCGAAAGAUUUAUUGACACGAAGGAUUUCGCUCCAACAUCCUCCAAAAAUGCCUCGCCUAAAGGCAAAAGCAGUCGAGCCCAAACCAAAACAAGAUCAAGAGAGAUCCAAAGUUACGGCCGAGAAAAAAUUGAAGCCCAUAACUGAACUGACUAUAGAUUCAGAUGAUAGCGACGUCAAAUAUUCUUUCCCAGAACAAGAAACUAAACCUGUUGAGAAGAAAGUUAAAAGGCAAUCCGCAGGAGCGAAGCGAAAAUCACUUGUUGGUAUUGCGAAGAGAAAAUCUCAUGGAAAAACUGUGAUGCCUCAAGUUAAACCAAAAAGACGCACAGCAGAAGUCGAGCACCGAUGCGACUGCGGGCAACUGUUCAGCAGUGCGGCGCUACUGUCGCGCCACACCACUCUCGCUCACACUCCGCCCCGAAUACGCAAGCGACGGUCUCCCCCACCCGAGACAACUAACACCAAACCCGAUAUCGCCAAACCCGCGAUCACGAAACCCGCGAUCACCAAACCCGCGAUCACCAAACCCACGAUCACCAAACCCGCGAUCACCAAACCCGCGAUCACCAAACCCUCGAUCACCAAAUCCGCCAUCACCAAACCCGCAAAUACCAAACCAACUAACACUAAACCAAUAAACAAAAGAUCCAAACCCGAUGUUACCAACUCGAAUAAAACCCUAGGUGUAGCGACAAGAAAAUCUAGUGUAAACAGUGAAAUGAAAUCUGAUUCCGGUAAGUCAGUUAAGAGUGAUAGUUUUAAGUUGUUGAGAAGUUCGAAAUCUGUGACCGCAUUGGAAACAUUUAAAAAACUCGAAAAAAAGAAGUAGACUUAUUAUUAUAUCGGAUUAAUGACGGACUGAGUAGGACGCUUCGUAAUUUACUAUGAAAUUUUUCUAAAAAAUUAUGUGUGGUGUCUGGGAUAAAAACUUGUAUGAAUUAACCGCACUGAUUAUGUCAAGAACUUGAAACACUAGAAACUAAUUUACUGCAUACUAGAAACAAGAAAGUCAUUUGUAGUGGUCUCCUGGACUGCAAGUUUAGCAGGAAGUCUCCGGCUUUAAUAACAUUGUACUCAUAUGGUUGCCAUUUUACAUGCCAAAACCUGUCUUCUUUGACUCUAUCUUAGUUACUUAAUGGCCAAAAAAAUUUGCCCUUUGACUCCCAACAGAAAUGCUUUCUAUCUUUAUAGGACAUCUUUACAACACUAAAAUUCAUACAAUUUUUUAUCGCAGAAACUUGCAAGUAGACGUUUGCAAAGAUCAGUAGCUGAUAAGGCUAACACCCGUAUUCACAAGAUAUACUAUGAAGUAUCACAGUGCAUCCUUUAGCAGUGUAGGUCCCACCUUUGAGGUCGUAACCAACACAAGUGAAGUUGAUACAUUGAAUAAAAAAUUGGGCACAGCAACUUUUAGGAGGUGACUCUUGAUAAUCAUAUAAGAUUAUAAAUAAAAUACUUUAUUUGAGAAGAUUAUAAAGGAGCUGU
This is a messenger RNA of Pararge aegeria (speckled wood butterfly), 7928 nucleotides long. RefSeq lists its product as uncharacterized. Gene Ontology annotation, molecular function: DNA-binding transcription factor activity. The transcript is spliced from 4 exons. The record is from RefSeq and is a predicted model, not a curated record. Bases 388 to 7272 code for a protein of 2294 amino acids. Lineage: Eukaryota; Metazoa; Arthropoda; Insecta; Lepidoptera; Nymphalidae.